This is a messenger RNA of Didymodactylos carnosus, 432 nucleotides long. The record is from the annotation of a GenBank genome assembly. Lineage: Eukaryota; Metazoa; Rotifera; Eurotatoria; Philodinida; Philodinidae.
AUGAACAUUUUUCCUGAUUCGUCGAUGACCGAUGUUAAAGAAGAAUAUAGUGUUCAAAUAUUUGUACACAACAAGAAACAGCGUAAACGAAAGUGUUAUGGUUGUCGUGUAUAUGGACACUAUCGUGAUGAAUGUCCCAUGAGGCAGUUGCAAGCAAAUUCAACAGAAGAUGUACGAAUACCACCAAAUAUUAAAUUAGAACAUGAACAGGCAAUUCUGAACACAACGACCACUUUAAAUUAUCCUACAUGUGAACCAAAUAGCAAAUACUCUCAACCACGCACAUUAUUUGUUAUAAAAAAAAAUAAUGCAAAGAGUGAUGUACAAAUUUAUAAAACAAUAAUUAUGGAGGAGUUUUGUGUACCACAAAAUGAAUACAAGAAAAAAUUGAAACUUUUACUUGAUGAAGCGGGUACCACUGUUGAACUGUAA